CAAAAUUUGUGUAUUCCAUUCAAUAUUUAUCUCUUAUAGUUACUUGCAAAUGUCCCGUCGAAGUGAAAACAUUUAAUUGUGAUUAAAGUGUUUUUUCAUCCAUAUAGUUAUCAUCUUAUGAUUAAAUUUGCUUUAUUUUAACUUUUAAGUUUUGUGAUUAUCAAAAUUUUUUAAUAUACGAAAAAGUUUCAAAUCUAAGUGAUUUUUCAGCUUUCAAAUCUGUAACAGUUAUCAAUUUGAAUAAUGGAUAGUUCAUCACCCACAAGUCCAGUUCCAACGGCAAGUCCAUCGGCUUUGUUGCUUAGAUCUGCCGCUGAAAGAUAUCAACGUACACCUAAAUGUGCUCGAUGUCGAAACCAUGGAGUUGUCUCAGCUUUAAAGGGACACAAACGUUAUUGCCGAUGGAAAGAUUGUUCUUGUGCAAAAUGUACUCUUAUUGCUGAACGUCAGCGAGUUAUGGCCGCUCAGGUUGCUCUUCGACGGCAACAGGCCCAAGAAGAAAACGAAGCUCGAGAAUUAUCAAUGCUGUAUGGCUGCCACGAAGGUAUAAUGGCCAUGCACCGAGCGGGACUAACAUUUUCCGCCGCAAUGGCCCAGAUCAUCCAAGUACCAGCAAAUAAUAGUAAAUCAAAUGGCGAUGAAGAAAAUCAGAAUGAAUCAUCAAAUGGAACCAAAGUGAAUCGUAAAGAAAAGAAGUCUUCAUGUAAAAAAGAGCCCAUGGAUCUUCAUGUAAGAAACACAACCGGAGUAAAGAGCCAAGAACCAUCUAGUCCAACUCAUAACAAUACACCAGAUUGGCCUUUGCCCAAUAAACGGCCUCGUUUAUCCGAUUCUGCCGGUGAACCGAUUGGUAAUAUUAGCGGUGAUUCUGAUGAUGAUGAAACAGAUGAACAAGGAAGUGAAUCUGAAGAUUUACCUGGUUUUCCUGAUCAACAACAAGGUAAAAACCAUUCAACACUUAUGCCUGUUAAAGGUGUAGAAAAUGUUACUAUUGGUCAACCCUUUAUUGUCCAAAAUGGACUAACAGAUAAUACAAAUGAUGAUGAAGAUGAUUUAUCUUCAUCUCCUAAACCAAUGGAAACAGAAUCAAUGAUAGAAAACAACAACAACUGUAAACAAAUUAAACUCGACGAACGUUCAAAAAAAAGCUCCAACAGUGUUAAUAGUAAUAAUAAUAAACCAUUGGAUCGGUUACCUAAACGUUCAACUCUCGAAAUAUUAUCAGAACUUUUUCCUUUCCAUAAACAAUCAACACUAAUCAAAGUAUUGGAAAGUUGUGGAGGUGAUGAGGUUACAGCAAUUAAACAAUUGUUCAGUUCAAUGGCUGUUAAUGUUACUCCUGAAGUUAUUUCAGCUAAACGAUCAGCAUCAACAUCACCUUCAGAUUUAUCACCAAACAAUAAUAAUAAUAAUAAUUCAAUAGGUAACCAUUAUCAUAAUCAUCAUCAGUCACGUCACAAUGCUACCAAUGUUAAUAAUAAUAUCAAUAACAUUAGCAAUAAUACCGGUGGUAAAAAUAUUGAUGAAAAUAGUUUAUCUCAACUGGAAUCAUCUUCAUCUGAUGUUAAUGGUAAUUCACCUCGAGAUUUAUCAACAAAUAAAAUGUCAUCAACAAACUUAUUGAAAGAUCAUUCAUCAUCCUCAUCAACAACAGCAGCAGCAGGAAUAUCAUCUCACCCUCCUCUUCCUCCUCCUCCUCCUCCAUCUCAUCACUAUCAUCAUCAUCAUCAUAAUCAUCAGCAACAACAGAAUCCUUCAUCUAAUCAACAUCACCAUCAACAACAACAAAAUAAUCAGCAACAUCAAACCACUACAACAACAUCACCAUCACAAUUUUUCAAUCAUUUGAUUCCAGGAUUAGCUGAAAGUUUCAUUGGACAAGAUAAAAGUUCAUUAACAUCACCAUUGUUAAUUUCACCCUCAGCUCAUCAUCCUCAUCAUCGAGAUUCUCAUUCUCAUCAUCAUCAUCAUAGACGAUCUUCAUCCAAUCAGCAACAGUCACAACAACCAAAUCAAUCACCUGUUUCUCCCGGAGGGCUUCAUCAUUUAGCAUCUCUUCAUCCCUCAUUGUCACCCUUUCAACGGACUCUUCUCAAUGUUGGCUCACCUUAUGCAAACCUUUUUCCAGGUUUCCCCUCAGCAGCAGCGGCGGCGGCGGCUGCUGCUGCGGCAGCGGCAGUGGUCGUGUCCUCGGGAUCAACUUCACCAACUUCCUCAUCCUCCACAAUAUCAGCAAUCAAUACAACAAACAGUUAUCCACUCUUUGGAUCUACUCCAGUCUCUAGCCAUCAACUUUCCUCCUUGAGCCCUCCGAUAAGUUCACCAAAUUACUCGGCUCGAAUGGCCUCACUUCGAAUACAAAACGAUCUAAUGGCCCUUCCUCAUCUUCUCUCUCAAAAUUUCAAUAAAACUAAAAAUUCGUCAUCUCCGUCACGACGAAAUACAUCAGAUUGGAUUUUAGAAGAAAAAAAUGUUCCCACCUCCACAUCACCUCAACCUCCACCUCCUUCAUCGUCAACACCAUCAUUAGCUCAUCCAAAUGCUAAUACUUUAUCUCCAUCAUCUUCAUCCUCAUCACCUUCAAACGCAUCAACAUCUUCCCUUUCAAAUAAAUUAAUCGACUAGAAAACUAAUUAAUACAAUAAAUUGACAAAACAAAAACUGUCAAACUUUAGUUGACAAUAGUUUCAAAUUUCCCCCCUUCUCUCUCUCUCUCUCUCUCUUGCAAACCCAAUUUGUAUUUCCAAUGUUGCUCACCUUUGUUGUUUAACUUAAUCACCAUAAUCUUUAAUCAUUAUUAUUAAUCAAAACUAAAUUAAAAUGUAACCAUUAACACUAAUUAGCUCAAAAGUGUACAUACUAAGAGAAGCAACUUCAUCAAAAAGUAGUAGUUGCAACUAAAG
Molecule: messenger RNA, 2903 nt
Organism: Panonychus citri (citrus red mite)
Lineage: Eukaryota; Metazoa; Arthropoda; Arachnida; Trombidiformes; Tetranychidae
Product: probable serine/threonine-protein kinase DDB_G0267686
Exons: 4
Coding region: 244-2625 (793 amino acids)
Biological process (GO): regulation of transcription by RNA polymerase II; sex differentiation; germ cell development
Cellular component (GO): nucleus
Molecular function (GO): protein binding; DNA-binding transcription factor activity, RNA polymerase II-specific; RNA polymerase II cis-regulatory region sequence-specific DNA binding
Source: RefSeq, a predicted model, not a curated record